GACACACACGAAGGCGUCGCGUCAGAACUCGGGGAGUCGAAGCUGUGGAGUUGAAUGCUAUCGCCACUGGAGUGGCGAGAAAGAGAGAGAAUCAGUGUGUAUUGCGUUGUGUCAGCAAUUUGCAGCAUAUUGUGACGGGAAUUCAGUUGAGGUUUUGAUUGACGUAAAGACAACGGGAUGUCAAGCAGCGCGGACGAAUGUAAACUGAAGGGCGGUCAUCCCCCGGCAGUAAAAGCGGGUGGUAUGAGGAUAACACAACACAAGAAGGAUGAACGCGAGACAAAGCCUAGCAAAGAUGUCGAGGAGAGCAGGCCGUCUAGCAGUCCGCCAAAAACAAUAAUGAUCAGCGGCGCUCCGGCCAAAGGAAACGCAGAUUUUCCACCAGAAGCUGUACAACACUUUCAUGAGAAACCCAUACCGACUCAUGACGCACGGCCGGCGCAUUGUUCGCGCCCCAUUAUUAUUCAGCAGCCUAGAAAGUGAGCCGUACCUCGAGAGCUGUGCACCGUACUAGUGGAUCUUGUUCCACAGUCACCCGUUAAAUUUACAAAAAAAAGAAUAAUUAUACAUAUAUAUAUAUAUAUAUAUAUAUAUAUAUAC
Molecule: messenger RNA, 600 nt
Organism: Cyphomyrmex costatus
Lineage: Eukaryota; Metazoa; Arthropoda; Insecta; Hymenoptera; Formicidae
Product: death-associated protein 1
Exons: 3
Coding region: 178-483 (101 amino acids)
Biological process (GO): cellular response to amino acid starvation; apoptotic signaling pathway; negative regulation of autophagy
Molecular function (GO): death domain binding
Source: RefSeq, a predicted model, not a curated record